GAGCGGACAGGACAGGGGCGCAUUGACAGGAGAGGAAGGUGGACUUUAAAAAAGCAGCACACUUGAUCACUUUUGCGUGUUUUUAUCUGCGUGUGCUGAACCUUUAGAGGGAAUUCAAGCGGAUAUUUUUUAUUUAUUUAUAUUUGAACAGGACAUUAUGACUUUCUCUGGCGCGCUGACACAAUUCAGGACUGGCCCUUUGUAUUUUUUUGACCAGCCAACAAAACGAAACAGGAUUAAAGGGACGCGGUGCAACAUUUUGCGUUUUGAUGUGGCAAAUGAAGGAUCGCAGUUAGAAGAUACAACACAAAGUAAUCAGGAGAAUGACGGCGAAGAAGGUAAAAGUGAUGAGCUCCCUCAGCGGCUGUCAGAUGUUAAACCUGAUACUCCAUCUGCUGUCGGCGCUGCACUCACACACCAAAAGGACCAAGAUCCGCUGGAUGCGUACAAGCGAGCAGCCCCUCGGUUAUUAAACGAGCUGGCUUGCCUGCUUUCACGACAUAAGUGGACCGAAAAGGGCUGUAUUCCUCACGGGAUUGUGAAUAUUCUGAAUUACUCCUGGCAUGAUCUGACUGCAGGGGUGGUGGUACCUCGAGGAGAGUCCCAAAGAGGCUCCCAAAAGUUGGAUGAAGCUCGAUCCAGUCAGGUGUCCGCCAACGACAAGAGGGAGGCAGCAGAGAGAGACUCGUGUGAUGCGAGGAAUGUGAGAAAACCACAAGUUAGCUCAAAUCCACGCGUGAAAAAACGCAAACAGAAUGACAACAAAGAUCAAAGCUCCACAGCUGUCAGUUUCUCUAUCUUAUCCAGCAGCCGUAAACAUCCAGGUUGGAUCAUCCAGCCAAAGCAGCCCUCCUGUGAUGAACCUCAGUGGAUCAGUUUGUGUCAGUGGGUGGUGGAGCGACUCCAGUUGGCAAGAAAUCCUGAAAAAUUACAAACAGCUGAUCAGGACAUCAACAAGCCGCUGAUUCUUCGUCACUAUGGUGAUGCAAAGACACGACUGAACUCCAGGAGAGCGAUGAGAAAGGCCCAGUCUGCCUCUCUGGUCAACGGGAUGCCACAGAUACCAGACGUGAAGCAGAAAGGUCCAGCUGGGCAGAAACUACACUACAAGAUCAACGACGGCUCCUCGUUCAUAUAUUACCCGUCUGGUUGUAUGGCAGUAAGCCAGAGCCACUCAGCUCUGCCUUGUGGAGGCUUCUACACCAACGUGUUCAGUGACAGUGAGCGUCCCGUUAUCCUAGCGACCAUCACGGCAUUUGGGCACGGUGCUGUUACUACACACCCUCUGAGCUCUGCCAUUACAGCAGUGUGGGACCAGGACGGUGGAUUCAUAUAUGAUGAUUGUGGGAACAUAACCAAGGAGUGGAGCUGGCAGAAAGGACGCACACCAAGAGAGAAGAUUGUCAUACAGUUGUCAGAUUUAAUCUCCGUGAGGCUGCUCAAUGGUACUUCCUCCGUGCUCAGCUUCAGGUGUAACAACGAGAAUGUUCAACUUCCUCUUUCUGCCCUGUCUAACAUUAACCAAUCGAGGGAAGCGCCUUGUUUGCAGACUUCAGGACGGUUUACCUCUUGUGCUGCUCAAGACCUCCAGUUGACAAGGAAGACAAAAUCCCCUGCUGUGAUCCUAGAGAGCAAGACAACACCUGAGGUCCUCCAGAUGGCCAACGAGGUGGAGGUGCUGGAGGAGCUGUCAGCACAGUGGAGAAGAGGAGGGCAGGUUGGCAGGGAGCUGAAGAGGCUUCAGCAGAGAGUACGAAACACUCUGGAUGACUGGCUGGAUUAUUAUCGUGUAGCCAUCGGGAUCAAGUGUCCUGACAUGGAGAGGAUGCCAGAUGUCCCACUGAGGACCAGGCUGAGGAGAGAGGUACAGUCAGCUGCUCUGCCCUCUCUGAACUCACCUGAGCGGGCUGAUGUUAAACCAGUUCAGCCCAAGGAAGGCAGGAAUGAGCUACAGAAGCUGCACAGACAUCUUUCAGCACCGGCGGAAAGACCUCCGGAGGUCUACGUCAAGCCGCUAAGGACAGCAAAAAACAAAACAAAAGAGGAGCCCUCCAUCACACAGAUAGGACCUCUUCAGAUUCAUGGCAACAUCAGACUCGAAUCAGUGAUUAUUCCAAACAGUCCGGAUUCGCAGCCCUCUGCUGUCACCCGUUGUCCAGCCCCGCUGUCAGUCACCCCCUCCGCCCCCCUCACACAGUGCCCUGCUCUGCUGAGAGCUGCCAUGCUGGGGGAGGGGGGACGCAGGAGAUGCUGCUGCAGCGCUACACUCAUGCCAGUGGUGACGGACCUGGAGUAUGAUGCCUUCGUUAUGGGCCAGCCGCCAUACAGUCAACAGAUCCUGGUGGUGUGCGUGACUCUGCCACGCCAACCCGUCAACACGCAUGCAGCGCCCCAUCAGGACGUGCUGGAGCAGCUUUACAGGAGAAGGAACAAACACAGAACCACACCGUGUACUCAGUGCCAGAUGGAUUCAUUUCGCCUGGUGAGGUACGAGAUGUCAACAGGGAAACCCGGUUGUGAAGUGGAGAACAUCCUGCUGCAGCAGCGCCACAACGCCGCUCCUGGGAUGGUUCUGAUGUACAUCAGAGGGAAGCUGCUGUUUGUAGGCUACAUAUUCAGUGGUCACACUCACUCAGUCAGGGACCUUCAGAAGCAAAUCUCCAAAACCAGGGGAGACUACAGAUUAGGUCGGAGCCUCCCCUCAGACUACAAGUACAGUGAUACAGUAAAUACCCCCGCAGACACAGAUGACCACAUCUCACAAGAUGCAACCCUAAAAAGAGGAGAUGACAUCACACUGACUUGUUCAGCAGAAAAGGAAAAGGUCAUUGAGAAAAAAAACAGUCAAGUUCCUGAGGCAUCACACAGGCGACAGAGAGGCUUUAUUGUCAGACCAAAAAAAACGUCAGCACUUCCUCUUGUUCCUGUUAUCACGCACUGAAAAUACUCCAUGGCUGUAUCAAUCCACUUGUAGUCUCCAAACUGCAUCCACUUUAGUUGUUUUCUGAAUAAUGGACAUUUUAUCUUAUAUGAACAUCCAACAUCUGCAUUUGUUAUGUUUUUAGUAAGUGUGAGGAUCUUUAAU
This is a messenger RNA of Larimichthys crocea (large yellow croaker), 3085 nucleotides long. RefSeq lists its product as uncharacterized. NCBI's taxonomy places the organism in Eukaryota, Metazoa, Chordata, Actinopteri, Sciaenidae. The record is from RefSeq and is a predicted model, not a curated record. The coding region runs from base 158 to 2941 and encodes 927 amino acids. The transcript has 18 exons.